ACGUCUGGCGGCGUGGGCGCGGCAGCGGGGUGACGUCACGGCAUAGCCGGGUCGGGUUACUGUAGUCCCAUUUCCCUCUUCCGUCUUCAGACCCUGUUCAGCAAAGCGGCCGACUCGAAAGGAAAUAAGUACAAUGUCCCAUCAAACAGGCAUUCAAGCUGCUGAGGAGGUGAAGGAGAUUUUCGCGAAGGCGAGGAACGGCGAUUAUCGGGUCCUGAAGAUUGUCAUCCAGGACGAACAACUGGUUCUGGGUGGAACGAAGAAAGCCGCUAAACAGUGGGACCAGGACUAUGACUCCUGCGUCUUCUCUCUGCUGGAGGACGGGGUUCCGUGCUACAUUUUGUACCGGCUAGACUCCUCCAACAACCAGGGAUACGAGUGGAUCUUCCUGUCCUGGUCUCCCGACCACUCUGCCGUUCGACAUAAGAUGCUGUACGCUGCUACCAGGGCCACAGUGAAGAAGGAGUUCGGAGGCGGACACAUUAAAGAUGAGCUCUUUGGCACUGUAAAGGAUGAACUGUCUUUGAGCGGGUACAAAAAAUACCUGACCUCCCAAGCUGCACCUCUCCCCCUGACUGCCGCAGAGGAGGAACUGAGACAGAUCAAACUCAGCGAGGUGCAGACAGACAUCAGCGUGGACACCAAACAGCAGACCCUGCAGGGUGUGGCCUUCCCCAUGGACCGGGAAGCUGUUCAUGCUCUGGAGCAGUUCAAGGAGAAGAAGUUCAACUAUGUCCAACUUGAAAUCGAUUUUCAAAAGGAGAGCAUAAAUCUGUCCAGCACGGCUCCCACGGAGGUCAAAGACCUGCCGAAAAGAAUUCCCAAAGAUUCAGCCCGCUACCAUUUCUUCCUGUACAAGCAUUCCCACGAGGGAGACUACUUGGAAUCCACAGUCUUCAUGUACUCCAUGCCUGGCUACAAGUGCAGCAUCAGAGAGAGAAUGCUCUACUCCAGCUGCAAGAACCCGCUAAUCGACAUGGUGGAAAACAGCCUUCACAUCGAAAUAGCGAAGAAGCUGGAGAUUGAAAGCGGUGAUGAGCUGACCAAUGACUUCCUGUAUGAGGAGGUCCAUCCCAAGCAGCAUGCGCACAAGCAGGCCUUCGCCAAACCUAAGGGUCCCGCUGGAAAAAGAGGCCAACGUAGGAUGAUUCGAGGUCCAGGGGAAGGCGAGGACGAAGACUGAUCACCCCUCCAUAAUGGUUCACAUUGGAACAUUCCAAAUAGUGUAAGACAUUUUUGAAAUUAAAGCAACCCCUAUAUUCCCUUUAUGAAAUCCUCAAAGUCCACUUGAGAUUGAUCUAUGCACACAGAUGAUAAACUAGGCCUAAUCAAACGUGAAUUUCUACUUGCAGGUUGCUAUAAGGAACGUACAUCGAAUAAGAUACACAUGAAAUAGAAUAACAAUGCAUUCAUUGUAGAGCUAAGACAGGAAAUGCCAUAUUUUUACGGCUUUGAGAUGUAACAGGAGCGUUUAUCUUCACGUCAGGCUGAGGGCAGCCCUCGACCAAUGUCAUUUUGUCAUUUUUUUUUCUACAAACGGGACCAUCCUGUUUUUAUGAUAGAUUAAAAGGCUGUAAAUAAGAAAGGGAAAAAAAAACAAAAAUAAAUAACAUAAAAUUACAUGCAGCUGCCCCCAUUUUACUGUGUGUUUAGUGUGGGGGGGGGGUGAUACCGUGGCCCACGUGUCCUGUCUGUUGCUCCUUCUGUCACGUGACCUCAGUGACCAUACUCGUGGUGGAGAGGGAGUCUGUUCUUUUUAGCUGUCUCCUGCGUGUAACAUGCAGUAAGCAUGCAGGCUGUCUCUACGUCCUCCCCUGUGCUGCGGGGGGUGGGGGGGGCACAUAGCCCUGCCCCGGCUGGAAAGAUCCGCUGAGGAAACGCUUUGUCUACCGUCUCAAAAAACCACUCUGUUAGAUGAAGCUGCUACCUUAUGGAUUUACGUGGUAUUGUCAGGAAUCAGUCUCAAAUGUGUAUUUUCCUCCUAAAAUCAAUUUGUUUUAAGGAAACGAAUAAAUAAUUUAAAUCAUA
Paramormyrops kingsleyae is the source of this 2028-nucleotide messenger RNA. The record is from RefSeq and is a predicted model, not a curated record. Lineage: Eukaryota; Metazoa; Chordata; Actinopteri; Osteoglossiformes; Mormyridae.